CUGUCGCUUCCCAUUCACUCUCCACCUGUAGCCACAGCAACACGUGCACGCGCCUGCCUAGGUUACUCCCCAGCUUUUAGCUGACCAAUGGCCUCCCAUCGCUUUCGGAGUAGAGUCCAAACGCCACAACUGGGGCACAGACCUCACACGCACGGGCCCUUGCCACCCUCACCGCUCCCUCCCUCUCUCCGUGGCCAUGUUGGCCACCUUUCCCUGGAAACCUUGCCUUUGUUCUGCCUCAGGGUCUUCACGCCUUUGUUCCCUCAGCCCAAAACGCUCUCCUUCACUCAGCCCUGCUCAGGCCUACCUCUCCCUCCGGUCUCGACCUAAGGGUCCUUCCUCGGGAACCCCUAUUAAUCCUCUCUUGCGGCCCGCACCUCUCUGCCCCGCGCGCGUCACAGGUGUGAGAGGUGGCGCGCGCCGCGCAAUCCCCGGAAUCUCGCGAGGAGCUUCGAGGACGGGAAACCAGGGUCUGCCGGGCGCUGUGCCGUAGCCCAAUGGCCCCCACGGCGCGUGGCCGGAUCAGCAUUUGAUGACACUACCGACAAAUGCUUGAGUAGAUAGAUCGGUGGUCUCGGCUUCAGUAAGCGGUGAGAAUAUAGAGGGAGGGGCUUAGCUGGGCCGCAGGGUGAGGGCACGUGGGGAGAGGAGCAAACUCAGUUUGGGGAGGGAAGCAGCCCCCUCGGCAGCAUAUCCGUUCCACGGAGAAGGGAUUUUCUGUUUUUCCCUGCUUUAGUUCACCUCAGCGCAAACUAUUUAACAGCUGUGAUGGCACAGAGGCUCUAACGAUCGAACACACACCAGCUGCACGUGGUACUGGUGCCCAUCGCUGUGUGUCACUGUUGCUCAUAGCUGAAGAGGACGCUAGGCACCUAGUAGUUGCAUCAUACAUAAUAGUACUGUGAAUGAAUAAAUGAAUGAACAAACGAACGAACGAACGCAGAUGGAGCCUAGUGAGAUGAGUGCAGGGAACUGCCCAUGGUCAGUCUUCCUCAGACCAGGUAACGCCUAGGCAGGGAGAGCGCCCCUUGCGUGCUCAGCCUGGACUGUAGCUCAUGAAGACAGCACACGGUGAGGCCUGCAACCCCAGGCUUCUAGGAGCUGUGUGGAGGGGCUGAGGGUGGACACCAGAGCACAUCAAGGUGCCUGCUGGGAGAUACUCCAGGCCUUAACCACCACGGGAGGAAGAGUGAAGGCCAUCUGCAAGGGCAAGGCCCCCUGAGCUGUUCCAGACCCCGCUUCCCCACUCCAGGCUGAAUCUCUGAUGAUCACAAGAGUGAGUGGAGAAUGCGCUUCCUGCUCGGUCAGAGUCCAGCCUCUCAGGUGCAAGAACCAGCCAAUGAGGUGGCCAUCCAGGGAGGGCCUGGUCCCUGGUGGUGGAGCAGGCCCUGGGCAGUCUCUCCUGGAUGCCAGGCAGAGGCUGAGAGCAGAGGCCACUCCGAGACUGCUCUGGACAUUCAAGGCCGUUGUGGUAACAGGGUGGCCCAGAAGGUGUGCAGGGACACUUAGCUCUCUCUCUCUCAUGGACUUUGAGAUUCAGGCUCAGCAGUCUUCCAUGGCUCCUUAUCACAUCCGCAAAUACCGGGAGAACGACCGCACACGGGUCCUGGACUUGUUCUCCCAGGGAAUGAAUGAGCACAUCCCCACCACCUUCUGCCACAUCCUGAAGCUGCCCCGAACCCUGGUGCUCUUGCUUGGGGUGCCCUUCACCCUCUUCCUGCUCUCUGGCUCCUGGGUCCUGGCCCUUGUAGCCAGCCUCAUCCUCCUCGCUGCCCUGAGAUUCCUCUCCAGAUACCCCUGGACCAAGUUUAUAGUCAUGUCUUUGUGCACAGAUAUGUCUGACAUCACCAAGACCUACUUGGGUAAGCCUGGCUCCUGCUUCUGGGUGGUUGAAGCUGAGGGGCAGGUGGUGGGCAUGAUGGGCGUUCUGCCUGCCACCCUGCAGAAGGAGAAGUUGCAGCUGCUUCACCUGUGUGUGGCCCCAGAGCACCGAGGCCAGGGGAUAGCGAAGGCCCUGGUCAGGACUGCCCUCCAGUUCGCACGGGACCAGGGGUACAGCCAAGUCAUCCUUAUCACCUCCAUGCUGCAGCACUCGGCCUGGGCCCUCUACCAGCACAUGGGCUUCCAGAAAACGCACCAAUUCUUCUCCUCCAUAAGCUGGAGGCUAGUUGCUAUUCCUACAGUUGGCUUUGUCUACCACCUCCCCUCUGCUGGGGCCUCUGAGGCACAGGGUCUGGAAGUGGGCCCGUGAUCUGGUUCCUUGUGGCUCAGCCCGGAGAGGGCCAGCUCUGCUGAGGUAGCAAGCAAACCCCAGAGUCUCAAUGUGACAGCACAGUGAAAGCUUACUGCUUGGUCACGUGGGAACCCAGUGGAGUUGGUGGUGGGUGGCCCCCUCAUUCAGUCUUUUGGGGUUGCUGCUGUUUCAUUUACCUAGUGCCAUGAGAUGUUGCAUUAAAACAAACUAAUGAAAUAAACUAACGCCAACGAAUAUUUCUUUAUUUCAUGCGUCUGUGGUCAGCAAUUUAGGCUGGACUUG
This is a messenger RNA of Acinonyx jubatus (cheetah), 2536 nucleotides long. RefSeq names its product N-acetyltransferase 8 (putative) (gene NAT8). Gene Ontology annotation, molecular function: N-acetyltransferase activity. The record is from RefSeq and is a predicted model, not a curated record. Lineage: Eukaryota; Metazoa; Chordata; Mammalia; Carnivora; Felidae. The transcript has 2 exons. Bases 1265 to 2251 code for a protein of 328 amino acids.